Messenger RNA from Pieris brassicae (large cabbage white), 3126 nucleotides. RefSeq names its product protein suppressor of white apricot (gene su(w[a])). The transcript has 14 exons. Bases 127 to 2910 code for a protein of 927 amino acids. The record is from RefSeq and is a predicted model, not a curated record. Gene Ontology annotation, biological process: RNA processing; mRNA 5'-splice site recognition. NCBI's taxonomy places the organism in Eukaryota, Metazoa, Arthropoda, Insecta, Lepidoptera, Pieridae. Gene Ontology annotation, molecular function: RNA binding.
CUUGAAAUUGAAAAUGAGAUAGAACGUAUAGGUGUUAGCUAUGCUACUGAUACUGUAAUACUUAGCAUAAAAAAAUUGUUUCUUAGUAAUUUGCAAGUUCUUUUGAAUUAAGUAUAUUUUAUUAAAAUGUCUUUAAAAUGGACUGGUAGUGAAACUGGUAUUCUGCGAAGAAGUGAUUUCAAGGAGAAGAAAGAAGAGCUAUUCGUGUUCGGUUAUUCGUGCAAAUUGUUUCGAGACGAUGAAAAAGCCCUGCACAUUGAUCAAGGAAAACAUCUCAUACCAUGGAUGGGGGAUGAAUCUUUGAAAAUCGACAGGUAUGAUGCACGAGGAGCCCUACAUGACCUGACUCCCCUUGAGGCCCCUCCUGGGGGAUAUGACUGGAGAGUUGAACUCACCAGGACUGAGCUUGACGUGGAACAGCUUUGUGAUGAAGAACGCUAUAGGGCUCUACAUACUGAUGAAGAUGAAGAAGAAAUGUACAAAGAGGAAGAAUUAAAACGCCUACAUGCAGCUGGUUAUGGACAAGUGGGCUUCAACUAUGAGAGUCACCAGAAACAAAAUACAGAACCUGAAACAGUGGAAAUUGAAGAACCAUUUAUUCCACCUGAAGAAUUCAAAAAUUUACUACCAAUAGACAUUGUUUUGCCAGAGACACAGAAACAGAAUGCAAUAAUAGAGAAGACAGCAAAUUUUAUAGCAACGCAAGGUGUUCAAAUGGAAAUAUUGAUCAAGGCAAAACAAGGGGACAAUCCACAGUUCAAGUUCCUUAAUAAAGAUUCUACAUUACAUUCAUAUUACACAACACUUAUUAGUUUAUGUAAAAGUGGAAAGUGGCCUGAAAAGAAGCAAGAAGCCGUUGAAGAAAAACAAAUGGAAAUGCAUGAUGAGUAUUUGCACCCCAGUCUGGCAUCAACUAUAAUUGAAUUGGCACCAUCCAUACCAAGCAUUCAAUACAAGCCGUCAGCAGAUUGUGAUUACACUAUGCUUAUAUCAAAAAUGAGAGGUGAGGCCACCUUAGAUGAACAAUAUGCCCCAGAAUUAGCACCUGGAGAAGUUGCGCCUCCAGGGACAGAACCGCUCCCGCCUCGGAGCAAUGCUGAAAUCUCAAGAGCACCAGUGAUGUAUAAUCAAAAUAAUCAAGCGGCGCUAGCCUAUCAGCAAUACGCAGCAUACUACCACCAAUACAUGGCACAGGUACAGGCGCAGGCGCAAGUCCAAUCUCAAGAAGCGGUGGCGGUACCUAUCGUCCCAGCCAAGUCCACUGGCCUCAGUCUCAUGAGACAUUACAAUUCGGACAGUGAUAGUGAUGAAUCAGAUUUCGAUGACUCAUCGUCCAGUGACAGCAAAGACAAGCAGCCAAUAGUAAUGCCGCCGGAUGACGUCAUCGUCGUCAUUGACAAAAUGGCGGCCUAUGUGGCGCGAAAUGGCGAUGAGUUUGCCAACAUCGUGCGUGCUAAGAAUGAUCCCCGGUUUACCUUCCUGGAUCCUGGACAUGUCUUUCAUCCAUAUUAUUUUAAACUUAUGCAAGAGAAGAGGGGGGUUAUUCAUGGGAAACCAAAGAAGAAGCAGAAAGCACCUGUGUCCUUCUCAAUAAAGAAACACAAAGAACCAGACCCGAUUCUACCUAAACCAGCUCUUCCUUAUGAGUCAAGUUCAGAAGAUGAAGAGAAAACAGAUUCACAAAAUAUUGCAGAAAACAAGGAAAUUAACAUUCCACAAACAACAACACCAAAUAUGCCACCUGUAAUUGUGUACAAAAUGGAAAGUGUUCAAGCAAACAGUCUUCCUCAAGUUAGGGCUAUUGAACAAUUACCAAUUAAACGAGUUGAACCACAACUUUCCACGCAGCCAACUGAAAUCAAACCACAACCUGAUGAAAUAUUUCCAGAAAUAUUACCACAACCAAUUCUUGUAGAGACAACUAAGGAAAAAACGCCUGAUCAGGAAUUUAAAGAAGAUACAGGAGAAACAAGAAAACGGGAUAAAAAGAAGAGAUUAAAAUCUGAAAACAGAGAUUAUCGGAAGGAUGAGAGGAGAAGAGAAAAAGAUUAUAGACGAGAUGAUACCGACAGACACGAAGAAGAUAGAAGAGACCGGGAACCUAGGGAAAAAGAGAGGAGGGACAGAGACACUGAAAGAAGAGAUCGUGACAGUGAGGUGAGAUACAGAGAAGAAAAGGAAAUAAAAAGAGACAGUGAAAGGCAUCGAAAAAGACGGAAACGUAGUAAUGAGAAAGUGGACUCCGAGAUCAUAACUUUGGAAGACAAUUCUGAUGAUAUGAUUGAUUUGACUGGUGAUUUGUCUGAUGGCAAAGGUGAAAUAGAGUCAGAGGGAGAUAAAACCAAACAACUGGAAAGAAGACGUCGCGCGGCGGAGUUUCUUAAGAAAGUUGGGGUUGAUCCAGCUGCUGCUGCUCUUCCGACUACUUCGCUGGCUAGUGCUAUGGUUGACACAUUGGAAUCUAUAAGAAAAAAGAAGGCAGAGGAAGCAGAGAAACGGCGUAGAAGAGAAAAGAGAAGGAGGCGAGAGAAAUAUGAAAAUGAUGAAGAGGAUCGCCAUAGAAGAAAAAGAAAAAAGAGCAGCAAAUCAACGGAUGAGGACGAAUCGGAUUAUGAUUGUACCAAAAAACGCCGGCGCAAAAAAGAGAAGAAGCAUACUUCAAAGGGUAAGAGAAAGGUAAAAGAAAGACGACAUGAGUCCGAUUUGGAAGAAGACCAACCGAUCAAUAUAGAUCUUACCAACACAUUAAAGGAGCUAAGAAACGCCUCUCCUACGAAAGAGUUGGAGUUAAGUGUUGAUGCGAAAGAGUCAGAAGAAAAAGUGGUCAAAAAGAAAAAGGACAGAGAGUACAGUGAGGGAGAGUGGUCAAGUGACAGUGAAGAAGACUCUGAAUCUGAUGGUAGUGAAUAAAUUAAGAUACAUAUUAAAAUAAUUCUAAUAAUAGAAAUUUAUUAUUUUUAUGCAUUUUGGUGAAAUAUAAACUGAUGUAUAAUAUUUUUUUUAUAAUUAUUAGAAUUCAAAUGUUUUUAUAUAAAUUCAACAUGUUCUAUCAAAUUAAAAAUGCGAUAUUUAUAACAGUUUCAAGGUGGGUUAUUUUGUUAAUCAGAGUUGUAAAUUAUAUUUUAU